This is a messenger RNA of Paramecium sonneborni, 662 nucleotides long. The record is from the annotation of a GenBank genome assembly. Lineage: Eukaryota; Ciliophora; Oligohymenophorea; Peniculida; Parameciidae.
AUGUGGAACUCCUGGUUAUGUUGCUCCUGAAAUAGCCAAUUUAAUUGAUAAAUCAGAGAAAUAUGAUAAAGUUUGCGAUGUUUUUAGUGCAGGUGUGAUAUUCUUUAAAUUGUAAAAUGUAAAAUUAUUAUAGACUAACUGGUAAAGAUCUCUUUCCUGGUGUAGGAUUUAAUUUAGUAUUAAAAUUGAAUAAACAAUGCAAAAUUGAUCUAACUCCUUUAUAAAUGAAAAAAAAUGACCCAAAUUUAAUUCAGUUAAUCUAAAAAAUGCUUGAAAAAGACCCUAAAAAAAGGAUAUCAGCUAGUUCUUGUUUAAAAGAUUAAUUUUUUGAUAAGGUUUAUAAUAAAAAGGAAAUAGAACCAAAAAUUUAACAAACUUCUUCUCAAAAAAAACAGUUUUUCUCCUCAGCUGGUAAAAAUUUUUAGACAACUGAGUUUAAAAGUGAUUCUCCCUCAUAAUAAAAUAAUUAAUAAAUAGAAAAAGGAUCAUUUGUAACCUAAGAUUGUGCAUUUAAAGGGUUUAAAGGGCAGUAAAAUGCAAAAGUAAUGUAAAAGUUCAAUACAACAGAAUUUGAUCACAUUGAUUUAACAGGAAGUCCAAUAGAAAAAAAAUAAAGUAAAUUCGCAAAAGCCGAUUAAAUAGAAGAAGAAGAAGAUAAAUGA